Echinococcus granulosus is the source of this 453-nucleotide messenger RNA. RefSeq names its product Oligosaccharyltransferase complex subunit. The coding region runs from base 1 to 453 and encodes 150 amino acids. Lineage: Eukaryota; Metazoa; Platyhelminthes; Cestoda; Cyclophyllidea; Taeniidae. The record is from RefSeq and is a predicted model, not a curated record. The transcript is spliced from 4 exons. Gene Ontology annotation, cellular component: oligosaccharyltransferase complex.
AUGGAUUGGGUGUUCUGUUCCAUUUUUACCUUCUUGGAGUGCCCCAGGUUACGCAUCAAGAGGCCAUCAUGGUUGCAACUGCCUUCUAGGAUGACGGUUUUUGCUUUUGUUCUGUCGACUUACUUUCUUGUUACCGGAGGUAUCAUAUUUGAUGUUAUAAAUGGGCCACCCAGUGUUGGAACGGAGACCGACGCCAGAGGGAAUCAGAGGCCGCUUCAGGUUGCUUUUAUGCAAUGGCGAAUAAAUAGCCAAUAUAUAAUGGAGGGCCUUCUAUGUAGCUUUAUGUUCACGCUCGGUGCAAUAGGAUUUAUCUUGCUUGAUAUAAUCAAUGAAUCCAAGAUGACCAGAUUGGCACGCGCAGUAGUGCUCUCGCUGGGUGUUGCGUGCAUUUUCGUGUCUUUCAUCUCGGUACGUGCGUUCAUGAAGAUAAAGAUGCCUUCGUAUCGGUUUUGA